AUGGGAAAUAUUAAUGCAGCUGCAAAAUGGGCAUUUGUUCCAUCUCCUACUGAUCCUAAGCAUUUAAAAUAUCCUCACGCUAUAUUUUCAUGCCUUUUAGGGUUUGUAUCAACUAUUUUAUUGUCUGGAAAAAUAUAAUAAUUAAUAGAAAGUCAAUAUCCUAAUUUGAAAGAAGGAUUACCUCAAUUUGCAAAAGAUAAAGCACUUCCUCUCCUUAUAGUUUAUUUAGCAUUAAUGAUGAUAGUUCGUAUAAAAUAAAAUGGGUCAACAAGCCUUUAUGAAAUGCUUUGGGCUUGCAAUCUUGCAAUUGUGAUGAUGAUAUGUGGUAUUAUCCGUAAUAGUGCAUUAACUGUAGGAGCAAGUUUAGUUAUUAUUUCAAUUGAUUAAUGUCUCUGGUACGUUGAUAUUAUUGGUUAUCUUUUGACUAAGAAAUUCCCAGUGGGUGUAGCUAAAUAUCUCACUUGGCCCACUACUACAAAAUUAAGAAUUUUAACUAGCACUCAUCACUUAUGGUUCAUUCCUUUACUUAUUUCUAUUUUAAAGGGUUCAAAGUAAUUGACUCAUCAUGCUUAUUUCUUUUCCUUUGCAAUGACUCUAUUUUAAUCAAUUUUAGGACGUAUUUUAGCUCCAAGGUAUAUAAAAUAAAAUAAAGGUGAAGACAUUUAUAUGAAUAUAAAUUUAGCAUAUGAACUAUGGAAAGAUAUAAAAGUAAAAUUUUUAGCCAGUUUCGACUAAGCUCCUGGAUAUUAAGCUGUCCCUUUCAGUAACUUUUGCUGGAACAGUGGAAAUUAUAUUUUCUUUUUAAUAUUAAAAUUAAUAUUAUUUAUAAUAAGAACAAUUUCUCCAAAUGCUUAAUGA
Molecule: messenger RNA, 858 nt
Organism: Tetrahymena thermophila SB210
Lineage: Eukaryota; Ciliophora; Oligohymenophorea; Hymenostomatida; Tetrahymenidae
Product: transmembrane protein, putative
Exons: 1
Source: RefSeq, a predicted model, not a curated record